This is a messenger RNA of Gadus morhua (Atlantic cod), 2527 nucleotides long. Its product is annotated as dynein heavy chain 12, axonemal-like. The transcript has 8 exons. Gene Ontology annotation, molecular function: protein binding. Gene Ontology annotation, biological process: intracellular signal transduction. NCBI's taxonomy places the organism in Eukaryota, Metazoa, Chordata, Actinopteri, Gadiformes, Gadidae. The coding region runs from base 24 to 1679 and encodes 551 amino acids. The record is from RefSeq and is a predicted model, not a curated record.
UUGGUCGGAGACCUCGAGACACGAUGAACACGUAUGAGGAGUCAGACGAGGAGGUGCUGUCGGACACGGACAUCCAGAGGAGCAUCGAGGAGUCCUGCCUCUCCAGUCUGCAGACCGGCGGCGCCCACCUCACACUACAGGCUGCUGGAGUGCAAGUCCCCCCUGGUGGUGGUCUGGAGACGGCACUGACCCGGGCCGUGGCGGCCGGUCUGGUGGAGAACGUCCGGGUUCUGCUGGACCGUGGAGCCUCACCACUCAACACAACAGCAGGAGUGAGAGCCUCUGCUGUUAGCGGUGCGGGGGGCUCCUAUAAGGUGACCCAGGUGCUGCUCUCCAGGGGGUCCUGGGUGGGGCAGCCGGGCCCCCGGGGUUGGACGGCGCUCCACGAGGCGGCGCGGCAGGGGGGCGCCGAGGUGCUGCUUCUGCUGCUGCGGUCCGGGGCGCCGGUCGCCCUGACGACCACCGGGGGGCGGACCGCCCUAGCCGUGGCCGCCGAGCCCACACGGCCAAGCCCACACGGCCAAGCCCACAUCGCCGAGAUCCUCCUCAACUGUGGCAGCAGGGUGAACUCCCAGGCGCUGAGCGGCGAGAGCGUGCUGAUGGCGGCCGCGGGCGCCGGGGACCCCUCCCUCGUCCGGCUGCUCCUGGACAACGGAGCCAACCCCGACCUCCCCAGCGGCACCGGACACCUGCCCGUCCACAAGGCCGCCUACGCAGGACACUACCGGGUGCUGGAGAUGCUGCUCCCGCUGACCUGCCCCCGGAGCAUCAAGGCGGCUGGUCAGAGCCCGCUGCACUCGGCGGCGGCCGGUGGCCACGCCCGCUGCCUGCGGCUGCUACUCGCCAGUGGCGCCGAUGUCAACUAUCGCAUGAGUGCCCGCCACUCGGGGAACCACCGGGACUUGCGACGCAGUGCGCUCUACUACGCCGUCUCAAACGGCGAUGCCGGUUGCACCCGUGCGCUGCUGGAGGCGGGGGCGCGGCCGGACCUGGACCCCCUGCAGUGCCUCCUGGUGGCGGUGCGGUCCGGGCGCCACGACCUCGCCCGGCUGCUGCUGCUGGCCCGCGCCGACGCCAACUGCUACUUCCGUGUGGUGAGCGACACGGUGUUCCCCACCGCGCUGCAGUACGCCCUCAAGGACGCCGCCAUGAUGCGCCUGCUGCUCAACCACGGCUACGAUGCGCGGAGCUGCUUCCUCUGUCACCACGGCGACAACGACGACCAGGGAGGCCACGCCCCCGGCCAGUCCCAGAGAUUGAGGUGUGGCUGCGGAGGCUGUGAGGGCGGCGCCGGCGCCCGGACCUGCUCCCUCUGGGACCACGAGGACCCCUGGCCCGCCGGGGACCAUGGAGACAAAGCCAUACCGUUCUGUGAGUUCAUGGGUCUGUGCUGCCUGGUGCACCUCUCGGGCCUGGUGGUCCGGACCCUGCUGGACUACGUGGGCCAGGUCUCCCUCUGCCCCCCGCUGAGGAGCCUGCUGCAGGGGCAGGGGGCCUGGGCCGACAUCUGCAGCAUCCUCAGGUCUCCUCGGUCUCUCGGACACAUCUGUCGUCUGAAGAUCCGCCGCUGCCUGACCCUCAAGAGACUCAACAACCCCGACGUCAUGAACUCUGACCUUUUCCCUCCAAGACUGCGCGACUACCUGCUGUACCGGGAGCUCGACCCACAGACAGUUUAGUUUUUACUAGGUUAGUAAAUGUUAUGCUUAGAUAAUAGGUUAAUGAUUAAGUUUAGGUUCUAGAUUAGAGAUUCAGUUUAGAUACUAGGUUUGUGAUGAUUACAUUUAGAUACUAGGUUAGAGAUGGUUAAAUUUAGAUACUAGGUUAGAGAUUAAGUUUAGAUACUAGUUUAGAGAUUAAGUUUAGAUUCUAGGUUUGAGAUUGUUAAAUUUAGAUACUAGGUUAGAGAUGGGGGCGUUUAGGUUGGGUUAGAGGUGCAUGUAUGGAGGAUGGGGUAACUGUGUGGGGUUACUGGGGGUUGGGUAGGCUGCAGAACCAAACUCACACCUGACAGCUGACAACUAUGAAUAGCUUUACUGGUGUGUGCGUGUGUGUGCGUGAGAUGGGUGUGUGUUAUAGGGUGCUUGUUCUAGUAAACAGACUGGAUUGGUGUCAUGUAUACUGUAUGAUGUAUUGGUGUAAUAUAUACUGUAUGAUGAUGUAGUGGUGUAAUAUACACUGUAUGAUAAUGUAUUUUAACCAUGUAUAAUUGAUCUUCAGGGGAAACGAUUGCAAACUAAACGCACAUCGCCCCCUACUGGAACCACGAUGCUACUUGCUAAACUACACUAGAUAACUGGGGUUAUCAAUAAUAUAACCUCAUUCUCGUCAAAGUCCACAAGCUUUAACUUACCUCAUGCGUCUCUUUAUGCUCCUCUUGGCUGGCAGUCAUCUUGUGGUCGUAUCAGCUUUACUGGAGUUAUCUCAUUCAGAGACAAGUAGUGGCACUAAUUAGAUCAAUAUAUAGCAUGAUUAAAUGAAACACACACAUGUCGCAUGUCAAUCAUCAGCACACAGGAGCCAGGUC